Messenger RNA from Vigna angularis (adzuki bean), 1860 nucleotides. Its product is annotated as malonyl-CoA:anthocyanidin 5-O-glucoside-6''-O-malonyltransferase. Bases 185 to 1633 code for a protein of 482 amino acids. The record is from RefSeq and is a predicted model, not a curated record. Lineage: Eukaryota; Viridiplantae; Streptophyta; Magnoliopsida; Fabales; Fabaceae. The transcript has a single exon.
CUCGUGCGUAGCGUUUGACUCGAGGUUACCUUAGCUUAGUUAAAAUACACAUUUUCGCGUUUGACUCGAGGUCACCUUAGCUUAGUUAUAAUACACAUUUUCACCUCAAAAUGCAUCCUCUGUCACUAUAAAACCAAAGCGUUUAUCCAAUCUUGAAAGAACACACACUCUGUACUUUCUUCACAUGGCUUCCCACAACCUCAAAAUCCAUGAAAAGUGCACUGUUGCUCCUCCCUCUGCACCCCAAACAUCCCUCCCUCUCGUAUUCUUCGACCUGAUCUGGAUCAGGAUUCAUCCUGUAGAACGCAUCUUCUUCUAUUCCCUCCCCGUAACCCAUUCAAGCCCAUCCAUUUUCUUCACCCAAGUUGUUCCAAAGCUCAAAACUUCACUCUCUCACACCCUCCAACACUUUCCCCCUCUCGCCGGCAACGUCACGUGGCCCAAUGGUUCUUCCCACCCUGUAGUUCAGUACAACCCAGGCGACGCUGUUUCAGUGGUGCUUGCAGAAUCCGAAGCCGAUUUCGACCACGCGUUGGAUAACGCACCCAAAGAAGCAUCAGAAUCACGUUGCUUGGUGCCCCACUUAGAAUCCUCUGAUUCUCAUGCCUCUAUUAUGGCCCUCCAAAUCACUCUGUUCCCUAACAGAGGGUUCGCCCUAGGAAUCAGCACUCACCACGCCAUCCUUGACGGAAAAUCUUCAACUCUUUUCAUCAAAGCUUGGGCUUCUCUGUGUAAAACAAAUGAUGAUGACUCUGUGUCAUCACCAUCUUUGGCUCCAGAAUUGGAGCCUUUCUUUGACAGAACAGUCAUAAAAAACCCGAGUGGGUUAGGGGUAGACGAAUCACUCGAGUAUGCUCAGCGCUUAACCAAAAGGUUCCCAGGUGAAAACAGCGACAAAAGUUGCUUGAAGCUUCUACCUUUUCGUCCAAGAUUGGAGGAUCAUGUUCGAGGGACAUUCGAGCUGACGGGAGCAGAUUUGGAGAGAUUAAAGAAUAGGGUGCUGUCCAAGUGGGACAGCGUAGACAUAAUUGAAGCAGAAUCAAACUCAAACUCAACGGUUUUUUCAAAACCAACCAGACUGUCGACUUUUGUUCUAACCUGCGCAUAUACUGUGGUUUGUAUUGCAAAGGCCAUGCACGGAGUUGAAAAGGAGAAAAAUAAGUUUGGUUGGGGGUUCACCGUGGAUUGCAGGGCCAGGAUGGAACCUCCAAUUCCUGAAAACUACUUUGGGAACUGUUUAAUGGGGAGUUUGGCGGAUGUUAAGCCAUCGGCAUUUAUAGAGAAGGAAGGGUUUGUUAUUAUUGCGAAAAGUAUUCAUAAUAAAAUAAAAGAGAUAUCAGAUAAUGGUGUUUUUCAUAAAGGAGAUGAAACUGGUCGUAAAUAUGCAGUUUUGGCACAAGAGAAAGCUGAAAUGUUAGGAACUUCGGGGUCUAACCGUUUUGGGGUUUAUCAGUUUGAUUUUGGUUGGGGAAAGCCUUCAAAGGUGGAGAUAACAUCGGUGGAUAGAGCCCUAACAAUUGGAUUGGCAGACCACAGAAAUGCGAAAGGCGGUGUUGAAAUUGGGAUUGUUCUGAAGAAACCAGUGAUGGAAUUAUUUGGCACUUUGUUUCGUGGAGGAUUGUCAGAUGAGUGAUUCAAAUGGUGUUCCAGUAACCUUUUUCUCUCCAAAUCAUAGCCGUCUGUUUGCCUGAAUGAUAUAGGAAAUCAAGAAGGAAGCCUCGUGGCAGCCAAUAGCUUAGUUUCGUAAUUCUGUCUUUAUUAAAAUUCUGUUGCUGUUAUUUUAUGAUUAUUAGUUGUUUCAAUUAACUGGAGUGAGUUUGGUAUGAAUUUUCUGGUUGAAUAAGAAUCUUCUUCUCUCAA